ACUAGAACAUCAGCACCAACAAGCUCCGGAGCAUCAUCGCUCUCUGGAAAGCCUUCGGAAUUAGACAAGAGCUGCCUCUCAGCACAGCUACAAAACACUUUCAACCUGCCCAGCCGAAUGGAUAAACCGAGCCUGCAUAGCUUUUAGAGCGGGCUCUGGCACGGCGCGGGAGGCCUGGCGGCUCCGGGGGCUGGGAAGCUGGAGGAUGGAUGGCCGUGUCUGGGAAUGGCAAAAGGCAGCAGAAUGAGGCAUUCGAGGUACCGGCAAAGGUUUUGUCAUUCCUCCCAGAGAAGUUGGUUCGCCUUCCUCGUCCGCUCCGGCUUCUCCUCGCAGAUUUGCCACUUAACGCCGGCUCUCUGAUGACUUACACAAUGGCUCUCAGAGCUUAGAGUCCCUCCCUACCCCCCCACACUCCCCCCAGCCUUUCGUCCUGUCUUCCCCACCCCCAACCCCUUCCCUAUCCUUUCCCUUCCUCAUCCCCAAAAAUUCUCGCUUGUCCUCUCUAGGGAACUUUGUGGGGGUUUGUGGCAUGCACGCUGGAUGCCGGCGAUGUGAGUGGCAGCCGGGCUGUGCCAUGAAGAUUCUGAUGGUUUAAAGGAAAGAAACCAGUUUGAAAAAGAGAGAGAGAGAGAGAGAGGCGAAGGGGAAGCGAAAAAAAGGGGGAGAGAGAGAAGAAAACAGCUGGAGGAAGGAAAAGGAGGACGUUAUUGAUGACAAAAGGAUGGGUUUCCAUUUAAUUAAGCAGCUGAGAGGCACCAGCGCGCUCCUGGUGCUGCUGCUUCCCCUGGUGCUGCUCGCGGUGCUCGCGGGGGCUCAGCGAGCCUGCCCCAAGAACUGCCGAUGCGACGGCAAGAUCGUGUACUGCGAGUCCCACGCCUUCCGAGACAUCCCCCACAACAUCUCCGGGGGCUCCCAGGGCUUGUCCCUGCGCUACAACAGCAUCCAGAAGCUCAAAUCCCAUCAGUUUGCGGGCCUCAAUCAGCUCAUAUGGCUUUAUCUCGACCAUAAUUACAUCAGCUCCGUGGACGAGGACGCGUUCCAGGGGAUCCGCCGGCUGAAGGAAUUAAUCCUGAGCUCCAACAAAAUCACCCUCCUGCACAACAAGACCUUCCACCCCGUGCCCAACCUGCGCAACCUGGACCUGUCUUACAACAAGCUGCAGGUGCUGCAGGCCGAGCAGUUCAAGGGCCUGCGGAAGCUCCUGAUCCUGCACCUGAGGUCCAACUCGCUGAAAACGGUGCCCAUCCGGGUGUUCCAGGACUGCCGGAACCUCGACUUCCUGGAUCUGGGCUACAACCGCCUGCGGAGCUUGUCCCGGAACGCCUUCGCCGGCCUGCUGAAGCUGACGGAGCUCCACUUGGAGCACAACCAGUUUUCGAAGAUCAAUUUUGCCCACUUCCCACGCCUCUUCAACCUGCGCUCCAUCUACUUGCAGUGGAAUAGGAUCCGCUCCAUCAGCCAGGGCUUGACAUGGACCUGGAGUUCCUUGCACAACUUGGAUUUAUCGGGAAACGACAUCGCGGGGGUAGAGCCUGGGACCUUCCAGUGCCUCCCCAACCUGCAAAAACUGAACCUGGAUUCCAACAAACUCACCAACAUCUCCCAGGAGACCAUCAACACGUGGAUCUCGCUCAUCUCCAUCACUCUGUCCGGAAAUAUGUGGGAAUGUACUCGAAGCAUUUGCCCUCUUUUUAAUUGGCUUAAGAAUUUCAAGGGGAAUAAGGAGAGCACCAUGAUCUGCGCGGGCCCCAAGCACAUCCAGGGCGAGAAGGUGAGCGACGCCGUGGAGACCUACAACAUCUGCGCCGAGAUCCAGGUGGUGGCCACCGAGAGGUCCUACCAGGCGCCCAGAACCCCCCCGAGACCCGUCUUCGUCCCCAAACCCACCGUGUCCAAACUGGAAAGCCAUCAGCCCAGCGCCGCCACGCCGAGCCCUUCCGCCGACAUCCCCACCCCGGGAGUGGAGCCGGAGUACGAGCACGUGUCCUUCCACAAGAUCAUCGCGGGCAGCGUGGCCCUGUUCCUCUCCGUGGCCAUGAUCCUGCUGGUGAUCUACGUGUCCUGGAAGCGUUACCCCGCCAGCAUGAAGCAGCUCCAGCAGCACACGCUCAUGAAGAGGCGCAGGAAAAAGGCCAGGGAGUCUGAGAGGCAAAUGAACUCCCCUUUGCAGGAGUAUUACGUGGACUACAAGCCAACAAACUCUGAGACCAUGGAUGUAUCGGUUAAUGGAUCUGGGCCCUGCACUUAUACCAUCUCUGGCUCCAGGGAAUGCGAGGUCCUUCACCCCAUGAAGACUUUACCCUACUACAGCUACGAGCAGCCCGUCCUGGGGUACUGCCAGGCCCACAAGCCCCUGCACGUGAACAAGGGCUACGACCCCAUGGGCCGGGAGCAGGCGGAGAGCUCGAGCCUGGACCUGAGCCGGGAGCACAACUUCAUCGCCACCAUCGCUCGCUCGGCCGCCCCGGCCAUCUACAUCGAGAGGAUACCAAACUAACCCCCCCCGGGCACCUCGGGGGGCACCUGCCAGCUGGGCCAACAGGCCAGGAGAGACCCUCCCAAGCCACCAUUCCAGCUCCAGAACCUUCCAGCCCGGCGCCAGGGGAAGGGCGGGAGAGCGCGGACUGAGCC
Molecule: messenger RNA, 2631 nt
Organism: Neopelma chrysocephalum (saffron-crested tyrant-manakin)
Lineage: Eukaryota; Metazoa; Chordata; Aves; Passeriformes; Pipridae
Gene: LRRTM4
Product: leucine rich repeat transmembrane neuronal 4
Exons: 4
Coding region: 722-2497 (591 amino acids)
Cellular component (GO): plasma membrane
Molecular function (GO): protein binding
Source: RefSeq, a predicted model, not a curated record